Fusarium verticillioides 7600 is the source of this 1577-nucleotide messenger RNA. Its product is annotated as endoglucanase type B. Gene Ontology annotation, molecular function: cellulose binding; hydrolase activity, hydrolyzing O-glycosyl compounds. The coding region runs from base 53 to 1441 and encodes 462 amino acids. Gene Ontology annotation, cellular component: extracellular region. The record is from RefSeq and is a predicted model, not a curated record. Lineage: Eukaryota; Fungi; Ascomycota; Sordariomycetes; Hypocreales; Nectriaceae. Gene Ontology annotation, biological process: cellulose catabolic process. The transcript is spliced from 5 exons.
CAUCCACAGUCAACAAGCAAGCAUAAUCAGUCAAUCUUCAACUUCGAUAGCUAUGGCCUACAAGCUUAUCCUCGCCGCCUUUGCGGCUACAGCUCUUGCUGCUCCUGUUGAAGAGCGCCAGUCUUGUAGCAACGGAGUUUGGGCUCAGUGUGGUGGCCAGAACUGGAGCGGCACUCCUUGCUGCACCAGCGGAAACAAGUGUGUCAAGCUCAACGACUUCUACUCUCAGUGCCAGCCCGGUACUGCUGAGCCUUCUUCGACUGCUGCUGGACCCAGCUCCACCACUGCCACCAAGACUACCGCCACUGGUGGAAGCUCUACUACUGCUGGAGGCUCUGUCACUUCUGCCCCUCCUGCGGCCAGUGGCAACCCUUACUCUGGUGUUGAUCUCUGGGCCAACAACUACUACCGCUCUGAGGUCAUGAACUUGGCUGUUCCCAAGCUGAGCGGUGCCAAAGCUACUGCUGCUGCCAAGGUUGCUGAUGUGCCCUCCUUCCAGUGGAUGGACACCUACGACCACAUUUCUCUUAUGGAGGAUACCCUUGCUGAUAUCCGCAAGGCUAACAAGGCUGGUGGCAACUAUGCCGGUCAGUUCGUUGUCUACGAUCUUCCCAACCGUGACUGCGCUGCUGCUGCUUCCAACGGAGAGUACUCCCUCGACAAUGACGGUGCCAACAAGUACAAGGCCUACAUCGCCAAGAUCAAGGGCAUCCUCCAGGACUACUCUGACACCAAGGUCAUCCUUGUAAUUGAGCCUGAUUCCCUUGCUAACCUGGUCACCAACCUGAACGUCGACAAGUGCGCCAAGGCCGAGAGUGCUUACAAGGAGCUCACUGUCUACGCCAUCAAGGAACUCAACCUCCCCAACGUCUCCAUGUACCUUGAUGCCGGUCACGGUGGCUGGCUCGGCUGGCCUGCCAACAUCGGCCCUGCUGCUAAGCUCUACGCCCAGAUCUACAAGGACGCUGGCAAGCCUUCUCGCGUUCGCGGUCUCGUCACCAACGUCUCCAACUACAACGGCUGGAAGCUCUCCACGAAGCCCGACUACACCGAGAGCAAUCCCAACUACGAUGAGCAGCGAUACAUCAACGCCUUCGCUCCUCUUCUCGCCCAGGAGGGUUGGUCCAACGUCAAGUUCAUCGUCGACCAGGGCCGAUCUGGCAAGCAGCCUACUGGCCAGAAGGCUCAGGGCGACUGGUGCAACGCCAAGGGUACUGGUUUCGGACUUCGACCUUCCACCAACACUGGUGAUGCUCUCGCCGAUGCUUUCGUCUGGGUCAAGCCUGGUGGUGAGUCUGAUGGUACCUCUGAUACAUCUGCUGCUCGCUACGACUACCACUGUGGUCUCGAUGAUGCUCUCAAGCCCGCUCCUGAGGCUGGAACCUGGUUUCAGGCUUACUUCGAGCAGCUCCUCGACAACGCCAACCCCUCGUUCAUGUAAAUUAUACAAGAAUGACUGAUCUUAACAAUGUGAAAAGUUGGAAGUUGGAUCAGAUUAAUUGUCAAGAACCUAGAAUGUUUUAUCUGGAUUGUAGCUAGUUACGAGCACAUAUGAAUUGACAUUUGAACAUUGGAGC